AUUUAGGGAGAGGCGUCCUUACCACCAGACAAGACUUUCCCCUUGUGUUGAACAGAAUCCACUGUAAGCAUCAUGGACGCUGCCAGUAAAGCUGUUUUCAACUUCUCAUGCGACCUGUUGAAAGAACUUAUGAAAACUGAACAAGACAAAAAUAUAUUUUUUUCACCACUCGGCAUAGCUACAAUGUUGAAGAUGGCAAUGAUUGGCGCAGGUGGAAAUACUAAAUCUGAAAUCGAAAAGGUUCUUCAUAUUAGUGAAGAAUGUCCAACAAAGGACUGUGAAGGACUCCCCGAAAGCAUCAAAAAACUUCUGUCAAAUAAGACUGGCAAAAAGUAUGAACUGCAGGUUGUAAACGGAUUUUUUGGAGAAAAGUCAAUUACAUUUCUAGAUCAAUAUUUGCAGCUUUUAAAAAAGGAUUUCAAUGCAGAGCUCAACCCUACUGACUUCAAGCAUAAUGCAGAAGCAGAAACACAAAAAAUAAAUGAAUGGGUCAAAUGUGUAACAAAUGGUAAAAUAAUUGACCUGUUUGCUAAAGGCUCAUUUAAUGAAUCAGCAGUUUUGGCCUUAGUAAAUGCAAUGUACUUUAAGGGUCAGUGGGCCAUCAAGUUCAAUCCAGAAAAUACAAAAGAAGGAAUUUUCAAUGUGAACAAGAAUGAAAAGAAGACCAUUCAGAUGAUGUCGCACAGUGGGAAGUUCAAGCAUGCUGUCCAGCCAGAGAUAAAGUGCAAGAUUCUGAUGCUUCCAUAUCAAGAAGACCUCAGUUUGAUCAUAGUGUUGCCAGAUGACAUUGAAGGAAUACAUGAGGUAGUGCCAAAGUUAACACCUGAAUUACUGACCACCUUGGCCCAACCAGGAAACCUAAAAGAGACAGAUGUUGAUGUGCAAUUCCCAAAAUUCCAACUGGAAGGAAAUUAUGAUCUGAAAUCACAGCUCACGGAAUUGGGAAUGAAAGAGGUGUUCCAAGAAAAUGCUGACUUUUCAGGAAUGUCGGAUGCAAAGGGCUUAGUUUUAUCAUGUGUAGCCCACAAAUGCUGUAUUGAUGUGAAUGAAGAGGGUACUGAAGCAGCUGCUGCCACUGGUGGUGCAAUAAGUGCUACAAGUGCUUAUGUACCUGAACCAUUUAUUGUAGACCAUCCCUUCAUGUUUUGUUUAGUACAGAACACAGAUUUCCUUAUCUUAUUCAAAGGAGUUGUUUUCUCUCCAUGA
Molecule: messenger RNA, 1206 nt
Organism: Hyla sarda
Lineage: Eukaryota; Metazoa; Chordata; Amphibia; Anura; Hylidae
Product: leukocyte elastase inhibitor-like
Exons: 8
Coding region: 73-1206 (377 amino acids)
Biological process (GO): negative regulation of endopeptidase activity
Molecular function (GO): serine-type endopeptidase inhibitor activity
Source: RefSeq, a predicted model, not a curated record